Messenger RNA from Lotus japonicus, 1974 nucleotides. Its product is annotated as cytochrome P450 85A-like. NCBI's taxonomy places the organism in Eukaryota, Viridiplantae, Streptophyta, Magnoliopsida, Fabales, Fabaceae. Bases 313 to 1572 code for a protein of 419 amino acids. Gene Ontology annotation, biological process: sterol metabolic process. The transcript has 9 exons. Gene Ontology annotation, molecular function: heme binding; iron ion binding; oxidoreductase activity, acting on paired donors, with incorporation or reduction of molecular oxygen. The record is from RefSeq and is a predicted model, not a curated record.
CAAUGCAGAAUAUUGCAUUCCAUUGUGCACACAUCUGAAGCAAAUCUAAAUUUAAAUCUUCUAUAGCAUCACAAUGAAGGCCAAUUUGGAAAUAUCUGACAUUCUCACUAAUAAAUAUAGCUCGCACACAGUUAUGAAUUAUGAUCUUAGAUUAGGUGGGUUGUAUAUUGUUUGGCCUACUUAAUAUUCCCUCCUAUCCUAUUCUCUUGCACCAUUAAGGUUUCUUAUUGCAGUGGCUUGGCCUAAACACAAUAACAUUCUACAUGACCAAAUUCUUAGCAAGCUACAGAAAUUCCUGUGUCUUUUAGCAUCAUGUCAAUACCAGAAAUAGUGUGUUUUGUGCUGGUUUUGGCAUUUUGUGCAUUCUUUCUAGUGCUGAAAUAUUGGAAUGAGGUAAGGUACAGUAGGAAAGGAAUGCCACCAGGAACUAUGGGUUGGCCUAUUUUUGGUGAGACUGCAGGGUUUCUCAAACAAGGACCAGAUUUCAUGAAAGGCAAGAGAGCAAGGUAUGGAAAUCUCUUCAAGACUCAUGCAUUAGGCUCUCCUGUUGUUAUCAGCAUGGAUCCAGAACUAAACAGAUUCAUCCUCCAGAACGAAGCAAAUGGUCUAGUUCCUGGUUACCCUGUGUCCAUGAGGAAUAUACUUGGGAAAGGAAACAUUGCUGAAGUUCAUGGUGCUCUUCAUAAACGCAUUAGAGGGUCAAUAUUAUCAUUCAUUGGUCCUGCUGCAAUUAGAAAUCAUCAUUUGCAAGAAAUUGACAGAUUUAUGCAGUCUUUCCUUGACAACUGGGAUGGUAAAACUAUUGAUAUUCAGCAAAAAACCAAACAGAUGGCAUUCUUUGUAUCAAUGAAACUUAUUGUAGAAAAUGAAACAAGUCCUUUCCCUGAGACCUUCAAAGCUACAUUUGACAACAUAGUGUCAGGAACAUUUUCAUUGCCUAUUAAAAUUCCUGGAACCAACUACUUUCGAGGACUUCAGACAAGGAAAAAAGUGGUUGGGAUCCUUAAAGAGAUUUUAACCAAAAGAAGAUCUUCUUUGGCCGCUCAUGCUGACAUUCUUGAUCAACUCAUGAGAAAUGAGGACCUUACAUACAAACUUACUGAUGAACAAAUAAUUGAUCAGAUAAUCACAUUCUUAUACUCAGGUUAUGAAACUGUAUCAACUGCUACAAUGAUGGCUGUCAAAUAUCUCCAUGAUAAUUAUAGAGUUCUUGAAGAAGUAAGGGAAGAGCAUUUUGCAAUCCAGCAAAGAAAGAGACCAGAGGAUGUAGUAAGCUGGGAUGACUAUAAGCGUAUGGUUUAUACUCGUGCGGUAAUUUUUGAAACAUUGAGAUUUGCUAACAUUGUUAAUGGGGUGUUGAGGAAGACCACCAAAGACGUUGAACUGAAUGGAUUUACCAUUCCUCAGGGAUGGAGAGUUUAUGUGUACACAAGGGAGACCAAUUGUGAUUCCAUUCUCUAUCCAGAGCCUUUUAAUUUUAACCCCUCCAGAUGGCUGGAAUGGAGUCUCAUAGCCAUAACAUGUUAUUUGGAGCAGGAGUUAGGCUGUGUCCUGGAAAGGAACUUGGCCUAGUUAUAAUCUCUCUUUUCAUUCACUACUUCGUGACUAGAUACAGGUGGGAAGUAGAGAGAAACAAUCUCCUGAAAUUCCCGAGAGUUGAAGCACCGAAUGGACUACACAUAAGAGUCAAAAAAUACUAGAAUACAAUACGAAUUUGUUGUUACAAAAUAUUCUUGCAGAAGUAAUAACCAAAAGAUGCACAAAUAAUCUUAUGUUAGAUGUAAAGUAGCACAAUGCAUGAAUGAAGCUGUAAAAAUUGUUCUAAAUUUUAUUGAGUUUGAAUUGUUUACAUUUAAUCUUGUGGUCACCUAAUAUACUCAACGAAAACUUUCAGCAAAAGUUACAUCGCCCCCUUUGGCCCCUUAGCGGUUAACCUUUUUUUAUAUAGUCUCAAAUGUUUUGGUAAUUAUAUUA